This is a messenger RNA of Fusarium coffeatum, 711 nucleotides long. RefSeq lists its product as uncharacterized. NCBI's taxonomy places the organism in Eukaryota, Fungi, Ascomycota, Sordariomycetes, Hypocreales, Nectriaceae. The coding region runs from base 1 to 711 and encodes 236 amino acids. The transcript has a single exon. The record is from RefSeq and is a predicted model, not a curated record.
AUGAUAAACAGGGCAAAUAAUGACCGACGCGAAACGCUUGUCACCCGAAGCGAGCAUCCCGUCAAUGUAGAACAAGACGAAGAGCGAGCCGAACGCGUUGCUGCGGAACUGCCUACACGUCAGGAAAUCUAUAACUGGGUUGAAGAGGAAGACUUGGACGAAGGGGAGAAACUGGCUCGACGUGUCGUCUACAUCCUCAACGCCGGUCUGGUGUCGUGCCCGUUGGGUCAACACAAGGACCAGGACGCAUCACAUCUCGCAACUUGCCGCCGACAUCUACACCUGCGCGAGACGUGGGCUGGGUCCAGCGCCAGAGCCAGCGGGUUGUCCUUCACCGAGCGAGAGGAACAGUCACGACAGUUCGGCCUAGACCGGACCGUCCGACCACUUGAUGCUUCGGUCACAGGCCUCCGCCGCGACCAGCUGCCACCAGCCAGCCGGCUUGAAGCCCAAUUCGCAGGUUGGCACGAAGACAAAGAAUGGUCAGAUGCCGAGGUCUGCCUGCACCAAGACGACGUGCCGCAGCGGAAGCUGGCGCCCGCCGUUCAUGACAUCGACAGCUUCCUACAUAUCACGAAAGACCCGCGCAGCCUGAGAGGGCCGUUGAACAUAUGUAUAACAGCCCAGCCCAGCCUCCUCCUCUCCAAGUCCAUUCACGUCCGCGUGCCCAUACGGGUAGGAGAGAAGAUCAAGCAGGUCCCGAUCUACUAG